Messenger RNA from Hordeum vulgare subsp. vulgare (domesticated barley), 1278 nucleotides. Its product is annotated as ethylene-responsive transcription factor ERF038-like. NCBI's taxonomy places the organism in Eukaryota, Viridiplantae, Streptophyta, Magnoliopsida, Poales, Poaceae. Gene Ontology annotation, molecular function: DNA-binding transcription factor activity; DNA binding. The transcript has a single exon. The record is from RefSeq and is a predicted model, not a curated record. Gene Ontology annotation, biological process: regulation of DNA-templated transcription. The coding region runs from base 238 to 1002 and encodes 254 amino acids.
CUAACUAGCCGCAGAAUUCCCCACGUAUUUGUUAAUUCCGGAGAUCCUAACAACAACAUCAGCUUUAUUUCUUUUCUAGCUCCGCAUGGUGGCGAUAUCUUUUGUUUAUGCAGAGAAGGAAAAUAAACGUAGGCCUCCACUAAUCAAUCCACUAUUUAUAGCCGCGCGCACCACCUUCCCUCCCCAGCCUUGAGCCUUGUCUGGUGCUUGUAGUUGUAGAAAGGAAGGACUCGAGCCAUGGAGUCUGACACGAUCCAUGCACCCGCCACCUCCUCUUCCUCCUCCUCCCACUCUUCCGGCUCGACUGUCAUCAAUGGCGUACAGGAUGUGUCCGCCAAGCAUCUGAAGCGCAAGAGACAGACCGCCACCUCUCCUGCUCCCGGCACCGGAAGCCAAGGGACGUCGGAGGCCGCCGACGGCGCCCGGGGGGAGGAGAGCAGCAGCUGCGCCGCCGCGGCGGACGAGCGCACGGCCGGUAGGCACCCGUCGUACCGCGGCGUGCGGCGCCGGAGCUGGGGCAAGUGGGUGUCGGAGAUCCGAGAGCCGCGCAAGAAGUCGCGCAUCUGGCUCGGCACGUUCCCGACCGCCGAGAUGGCCGCGCGCGCGCACGACGUGGCCGCGGUCGCCAUCAAGGGCCGCCGCGCGCACCUCAACUUCCCGCACCUCGCCCACGCGCUCCCCCGUCCGGCUUCCACCUCGCCCGCCGACAUCCAGGCCGCGGCCGCCUUGGCCGCCGCCCAAUGCGAGUCUUCCUCCUCCGUCGCCGAGACCACGGAGACGUCGACGACAUCGACGGAGAAGGAGAACUCGACAUCGGCCGCGAGCUCCGGUGAGGCCGGCAGCGGCGAGGAGAACGCUCUGUUCGACCUGCCCGACCUUCUGCUGGACCUGAGGGACGGCCUCUGGUGCUCGCCGACCUGGGCGUCGGCCGCCGACGACUACGACGGCGGCGAAGCCGCCAUGCACGAGCCGCUCCUGUGGGUGGAGCAGUGCUGGACCUAGCCGCUCCGUUCGAACGCGCGGACCAUGACUGGCCAGAAGAGAACACCGGUGGACACUGGCAUGUAGCCAUGUACUAGCAGUAUUUCAUUUUUCCAAUUAGGUUAAGCUUUGCUUCGCGCCAUGCCUCGGUUGCCAUCCUGGGGUGGCAAGUCGUUCUAGCUAGACGUUUCACCGUUUUCCCCACGGUGUGUGUUGUAUCCGGAAUGUGAAAUACAAUACCCUCACAAAAGAAAAAGAAAAAAAGAUGAAAUACAAUUUACCUCUUCAGCCUCAAAA